AUGGCUGGUGACAGGAGACUCAUAGUGCUUCUUGACACUACACUCGGACUAUCGGCGCAGUUUAUAUCGUCUCUCACACUAUCCUCCGCCGCGACCGCCAGCGCAACACCCCGCAAUUCAGAAGACAGCAGCAACAAAAAUAACUCCCCACUCCCUUUACUCUCUGCGGCUGCUCAAACUCUCAAGUCGCAUACGGGGAAGAUUUCUCUCUUUGCGAUUAAUACCCCCUUUACGCCAUCCGCAAUUAAAUCCGUACUUUCGCAAAUCAAUGACUCCGUUCUCCCCUCUCUCGUCACCGCCGCUUUCCUCCUUCACCCAGGCCAUUAUACCACAAUAUUCCACUCUGAGGUUAACUCGUUAGUUAAAUCAGCACUGCGAGAAUUCGUGACGUUAAUUAGCGAGAUCAAGAAAAUUGCAUUGGGUGAUGGGAAGGAAUUGACGGAAGCGGAUAAAGUAGCGAUUACAACCGCCACGGGCCGAGUUUGGAAAGUAUGUGACCAGCUUGUGGCCACUUCUACGGAUGGGGUAGUUGGGAUGAUCAUUCAAAAGGCGAAUAACUUCUUAGAACUUGUCCGUGAUGGGAUCAAGGAAUUGGAAGAGUGGGACCCUGAAGAGUCUGAGGAUGAUGGUUGGGGUAUGGGAGACGAUUUCGCCGAUGAAGCUGAAGAUAAGGAGGGAGGAGAUGGAGAAGACGGCGAGAACCGUGAUGAGUUAAUUGCUACGCUUUUCGAAGAGAAGAAAGAGCUCAUCCGCCUGCUUACACCGAUUUCUAAGCUUUUUACAGCUAUGGCAACCCAGAGGUUAAAACCCCUAAAGCAAGAUUCUAUUCUUCCGAAAUAUGCUUCCAGCCUUGAUGACCUUGUUGACCAUCUUAAACAAAUCCCGGACCUUGUCGAUGAGGCUGCAGGCUCGCUCUAUGAACACGACAUUGAUGCUGUUGCUUCAUAUACCCGAAAAUUAAAGGAUUGUGCCAUUGCCACCGUUGAGAUUGUUAGAAAACCAUGGAAAUGUGACGAUGGAGCGGGCCCUAAAACUGAAGGACAAGCUGAGCCAGAGGAUAAAUUUUCAAAAUGGGCAACAGUUUGGUUGAAGGUACUUGGUGAGUUGGGGAAACCUAGCUCGUCAAAGGCCUAG
This is a messenger RNA of Arthroderma uncinatum, 1134 nucleotides long. RefSeq lists its product as uncharacterized. Bases 1 to 1134 code for a protein of 377 amino acids. The transcript has a single exon. The record is from RefSeq and is a predicted model, not a curated record. Gene Ontology annotation, cellular component: nucleus. Gene Ontology annotation, biological process: regulation of cell cycle. Lineage: Eukaryota; Fungi; Ascomycota; Eurotiomycetes; Onygenales; Arthrodermataceae.